GAAUCGGUUCAGACGAUUUGCCCAAAUCUCAAGUAAGUAUACCAUCCACAUCUUCCUCUGAUCAAAUUAGUAAAUCUAACAGAUCCGGACUUCCGGUUUCUAUCUUGCCUGAAAAUCCCGAAGAGAAACGAAAACAUAUCAUUGGGUUGGUGCUAGAGAAGUUUCCUUAUCUAUCUUUAGACGAUAGUGAUGAACGCCGUGACACAUUUAAUCUUGAUAGUUCAGCACUCUGUCCUUUCUGUAAUGGAGACCAUAAAGUGAAUAGAAGUAUAUUUGAUGAAAUAAAAGGUGAAUGGGGUGAUGGUGAGUAUUACGGAGAACAAACUUAUCGUCUCAUAUGCAGGAUAUCUUAUAAACCUGGAAUCCCAGUAGUAUCUGUAAAAGCAUAG
Funneliformis mosseae is the source of this 389-nucleotide messenger RNA. Lineage: Eukaryota; Fungi; Glomeromycota; Glomeromycetes; Glomerales; Glomeraceae. The record is from the annotation of a GenBank genome assembly.